ACAAGAGGCAGUUCGCUCCAGUUUUCGUGGAUUGGUUUUCUCUAGAGAUUCAGGCUCGAAAUCUUAUCUGCCGCAAUUCCAGGAAGCUUGAGAUUGCAGAGAAAUGGCCGCAGACAAAUCUCCAUUUCAGAUAAUAUUAGGUUCUUCGUCCAUGGCUCGCCGGCGUAUUCUGUCGGAGAUGGGAUACGAGUUCACUAUCAUGACGGCAGACAUUGAUGAGAAAGCGAUUAGGAAGGAAAGGCCUGAAGAACUGGUGGUGGCUCUGGCUGAGGCAAAGGCAGAUGCAAUUAUGUCAAGAAUUCUAGCCACUGGUGCUCAACUGGACAAUGAUGCACCUGCAACACUGUUACUGACUGCAGACACAGUGGUGGUCUAUGAAGGAACAAUUAGAGAGAAACCAUCUAACAAGGACGAAGCUCGAAAAUUUAUCAAAGGCUAUUCUGGUAGUCAUGCAUCUGUUGUGGGUUCUAUACUCAUAACCAACCUCAAGACAGGAACAAGAAAAGGGGGAUGGGAAGAGGCAGAGGUUUAUUUCUAUGACAUACCAGAGGAGAUUAUAGAUAGCCUGAUUGAAGAGGACGUUACAUUCAAAGUAGCUGGGGGUCUUAUGUUGGAACAUCCACUGACUUGGCCGUUAGUUGAGGCAGUGGUAGGUUCAACUGACACAGUGAUGGGACUUCCCAAAGCUCUUACGGAGAAACUCAUGAAUGAUGCUUUAUAGCUCGCUGAGUAUGGUGAAUCCAAAGAGAUAUCAACUUGAGAGAACAUAUUCAGGAUCCCAAAUUGGAAGGGUGGCGAAGUUUCACAAUCGUUAUAAAAUAUUUAGUUACUCUCAUUACCAAUUGGUUUUGAGAUGAGGAACCCCGUGUUUAUAUAACACUUGGUAAGACGUUUUUUUUUCCCUCCUCUUUUUUGCUUGCAAGUAAAAAAGACCAUAUUUCAAACCUCUACAAUAUCAUGAUAAACCAAAUCGAGGAGUUAAAAGAGAGGCAGCAAAAGCAUGUCGCCAUA
Molecule: messenger RNA, 1011 nt
Organism: Cucurbita maxima (winter squash)
Lineage: Eukaryota; Viridiplantae; Streptophyta; Magnoliopsida; Cucurbitales; Cucurbitaceae
Product: maf-like protein DDB_G0281937
Exons: 10
Coding region: 104-721 (205 amino acids)
Molecular function (GO): nucleoside triphosphate diphosphatase activity
Source: RefSeq, a predicted model, not a curated record